Molecule: messenger RNA, 2064 nt
Organism: Nicrophorus vespilloides
Lineage: Eukaryota; Metazoa; Arthropoda; Insecta; Coleoptera; Silphidae
Gene: ERR
Product: steroid hormone receptor ERR2
Exons: 8
Coding region: 320-1633 (437 amino acids)
Biological process (GO): regulation of DNA-templated transcription
Cellular component (GO): nucleus
Molecular function (GO): nuclear steroid receptor activity; DNA-binding transcription factor activity; zinc ion binding
Source: RefSeq, a predicted model, not a curated record
GCGCGAGAGUGAGAGAGGGCUUAGCUAGUCGUGCACGUGGUCAAUUCGCCUGGUAACCGGCUGAUCGCAUCGCCGUUUGCAAUGCGAAUCGCAGUCUUUAUAUUCGCAAUAGCUGCUACAGUUGUCUUUCCAACAUCUUAAAUAGAUUUCGAUGCGGCCCUCCUCGAAUUCUCCUCCACGCCCGAGAUACCAAACCGAAGCUAGUGCAAAACCAACACAACGUUUGUGAUAUGAUAGGAGUCGCGGUAUUUAAUAAUUUAAGGAUAAUAACCAUUUCGCAUCAAUCGAUUUGUGAUAGUAAUUAUAAUACAAGAAUAAAAUGGAAAGUUGGAUGCAAGAUGUGGUGUCCAUGAUGUCCGGCGGCGAAGUUGUCUCGAGCGAUGUAUCUCAAAUAAAAAAGGAAUUUGAUGGAUUCGUAGACUGCUCCCCGUCAAACAGUGAUAUGUAUUCGCCCACAACAACCGUCGUGACCGAUACAAAACCAGAUUUUACAGAAGGAAACCACUACGAUGGUGAAAUCCGAUCUCCAAGUAGUCCAGAACGACAGUAUUGUUCAUCAACCACACAACCUCUCAAUGACUCAGGGAUUAAUAAUACAGAAGACGAAAUGAAGGAGGUGGAUUCUCCUCGAAGGUUGUGUCUAGUGUGUGGGGAUGUUGCAUCAGGUUUCCAUUAUGGUGUCGCAUCGUGCGAAGCGUGCAAAGCAUUUUUCAAAAGGACAAUUCAAGGUAACAUUGAAUACACGUGUCCAGCAACUGGCGAAUGUGAGAUCAACAAGAGGAGGCGGAAAGCCUGCCAGGCAUGUAGGUUUAGAAAAUGUUUGAGAUCUGGAAUGCUGAAAGAAGGCGUCCGCCUGGACAGGGUCAGGGGCGGACGGCAAAAGUACAGAAGGAAUCCUGACAGUCCAUAUCAAAUACAAGUGAUUUCUGCCCAAAGGCAAAUUUCUUUAGAAGAUAUAAAGAUGUUGGAGGCGUUAGGUGCGUGCGAGCCGGAUAUACUGGAUAUAAAUACGGCUCUGGAAAAUAGCAAGCAUCGAUCGCUUUCCAUCCUCAGCGAUCUGUACGACAGGGAGCUAGUGGGAAUCAUCGGCUGGGCGAAGCAGAUACCCGGUUUCACAGAUCUGGCAUUGAAUGAUCAGAUGCGGCUGCUUCAAAGCACCUGGGCCGAAAUCCUCACCUUGACCUUAGCAUAUCGAAGUUUACCUCUUCUCGGACUGGGUCGCCUGAAGUUUGCCUCCGAUUUUACGAUGGACGAGAAGCAGUCUAAGGAGUGCGGCGCCUACGAACUAUAUCAAACUUGCUGCCACGCGGUGGAAAGGAUAGAUAACUUAGGAAUUUUAAAAGAAGAAUACUACCUCUUGAAAGCUUUAGUAUUGGCGAAUUCGGACGUGCGAUUGGAGGAGUACCAAUCUCUCUCCAGGUUCAGGGACACAAUUCUGUCGGGUCUUGCAGAUACGAUCGGAAUACUCAGACCAAUGGCGGCAUUCAACCAAUUGCAACAGCUUCUUCUAUGCAUGCCAGCUUUGCGGCAGGCUGAUCAGGUGGUGAGGAGGUUCUGGUCCAACAUACACGAACACAAUUUGGUGCCGAUGAACAAGCUGUUCCUGGAGAUGCUUGAGGGUUUCGGUCGGUAGCCUACCGCUUCCUAAAGGAGGAACGUGUCCGACAUCACCGAAUAUUUUAAGUUAUUUUCUUCUUUGCGGAUCGCUGCAAUACUGCCUUAAUUAAAGCAGUAUUAAAUAGCAGGCGAUGCGAAAAAUCGAGAAUUAAAAUGUAAAUUUAAAGAGAAUUUAAUUGAAGAUAUUUCAUACUAAUAGGGCCUCACAUGCGGUUGUAGAGUUUUACAAGUUUAUCAUUGCUACUAACCAAAAUACUAUUGAGUGUACGACACACGAGCAAAGGAUUGUAUAUUUCAAUGUGGAGCAGUAUUCGUAUGAAUGUUUCUUUUUUGUUGAAUGCUAACAUUUUAUUUUGUAGAAUUCCCAGUGAUAGAUAGAAUGUAAGUUUCCACUUUAUUUUAUAUAACACCAUUUAGAUAUAUGUAUAUAUCGACAGGUUAGAAUUU